GCUGUGCUUGACAUUUUGAAGCUGCUCCUCCGGGGUGUUUGAACAGGAAGGCGGACAUGUUGGCCGAGCUGUGUGAGAAAAUUGUGCACAGUAUGCGAUUGUUUUCCGAAAACUAACACACAUAUUACGUGAUUCCUAUUUAUAUUCAGUGUGAGAGCUCUUGCAGUUCGGACGGGGGAAACAGCCGCCACUCAUUGACAGCUGAGGGGACCUAGAGGAAGGACUGCCGUUGAAAACGUUAUAGCGACUCCGUGUUUAAACUUCGAAAUUUGGAAGAAGCAGAAGUUUUUCCACCACCACUUCUACUUUUGAGCUGUCAGAUUGUGGCUUUCUGCAGGGGCCUGGUACAGCUAUGGGAGCACGCCUGGAUUAGUCUUCCCUCUAACUGUUUAUUUUUGAACAUUGCAUUUACUUAUAAUUGCCUUUUGUUUGGAACGUUUUAAGCCCUUAUCCUCAGCUGCAUCCUACGGAGGUUGUCUAAUCUGUUGCCGCAUUUAUCUUUGCCACUGAAGUUGUUUGCCACUUGUACUGAGAGGGGGACACCUUCCCCGACUUGGAAAAUGUGGAGUGGUAGGUGCCACCUUAACGCCUUGAUUGUCUGUGGAAGCUGUGGGACACCGAUGCAUUUUCUUUGAGGUGCGGUGUAAAGUUCACACGAAGAAAGGGACGUUUGGCUGGCUAGCUACCACUGGCUAACGUUAGCUAGCUAGCCAGCUUUCUUGCCUCGCCAGUGAGCUGUUUUUGUUCAUAACCCACCCUCGGGACUGUACUUGACAGCAAAGAUGAGCGCAGGAGACGCCAUGGCGGCUCGGUUUGAGAAAAUCGAUGCCAUGUUACAAGACCCCAAGUCGGAAAUAAACACGGAUUGUCUACUGGACGGCUUGGACGCGUUGGUAUACGACCUCGACUUCCCUGCCCUUAGGAAAAACAAGAGCAUUGACAACUUCUUGAAUAGAUAUAAAAAAACAAUUAGUAAAAUCCGUGAUCUACGAAUGAAAGCAGAGGAUUACGAGGUGGUUAAAGUUAUUGGAAGAGGUGCAUUUGGAGAGGUUCAAUUGGUAAGACACAAAUCCACACGUAAAGUAUACGCCAUGAAGCUGCUGAGCAAGUUUGAGAUGAUCAAAAGGUCAGACUCUGCUUUCUUCUGGGAAGAGAGAGACAUCAUGGCUUUUGCCAACAGUCCAUGGGUUGUGCAGCUCUUUUUUGCAUUCCAAGAUGACCGCUACCUCUACAUGGUGAUGGAAUACAUGCCUGGUGGGGAUCUGGUUAACUUGAUGAGCAACUAUGACGUCCCAGAGAAAUGGGCCCGCUUUUACACAGCGGAGGUGGUGUUGGCGCUGGACGGGAUCCACUCCAUGGGCUUCAUUCACAGAGAUGUAAAACCUGAUAACAUGUUGCUCGACAAAGCAGGUCACUUAAAACUUGCAGACUUUGGAACGUGCAUGAAGAUGAAUGAGGAUGGGAUGGUACAAUGUGACACAGCAGUUGGAACUCCAGACUACAUUUCGCCUGAGGUACUGAAAUCCCAAGGAGGAAAUGGCAACUAUGGCAGAGAGUGUGACUGGUGGUCAGUAGGAGUGUUUCUCUAUGAGAUGCUUGUUGGCGAUACGCCUUUCUACGCAGACUCAUUGGUGGGGACUUACAGCAAAAUCAUGAACCACAAGAAUGCCCUGAGCUUCCCGGAUGACAGCGACAUUUCCAACGAUGCCAAAAAUCUCAUCUGCGCUUUCUUGACUGACAGGGAAGUUCGGCUCGGCCGUAAUGGAGUAGACGAGAUCAAGAGACACCCUUUCUUCAAAAACGACCAAUGGACAUGGGACAACAUCCGAGAAACCGCUGCCCCUGUGGUGCCUGAACUCAGCAGUGACAUAGAUACCAGUAAUUUUGAUGACAUCGAGGAAGACCGGGGAGAGGAGGAGACCUUUCCCAUACCGAAGGCCUUUGUGGGCAAUCAGCUCCCUUUUGUCGGCUUCACGUAUUACAGCAAUCAACAUCCUUUGCGUGGAUCCGCUGCCUCAAAGACCAGCGACAAACGUAGCAGUUCAACAAAAGAGGACAAGAGUCAUCUGGAGAACCUGCAAAAACAGAUCUACCAAUUAGAGGAGCAACUCCACAGAGAAAUGCAACAAAAAGAUGAGCUGGAACAGAAAUGCAGGGCAUCAAACACCAAGAUUGAGAAGAUUAUGAAGGAGUUGGAUGAGGAGGCGAACCUGAGGAAGAGUGCAGAAGCCAGCGUGUCUCUGCUGGAGAAAGACAAGAUUAUGCUGCAGCACAGAUUCACCGAGUACCAAAGAAAAGCUGACCAGGAGGGAGAAAAGAGGCGCAACUUAGAGAAUGAAGUGUCGAAUUUAAAGGAGCAGCUUGAAGAUAUGAGGAAGAUCAGUCAGAACUCACAGGCCUCAAAUGACAAGAUUGUCCAACUGCAGAAGCAGCUGGAGGAGGCGAACGACCUGUUGCGAGCGGAGUCGGACACGGCGGCGAGACUGAGGAAGAGCCACACGGAAAUGACGAAGUCGAUGAGCCAACUGGAGACCUUGAACCGUGAGCUGCAGGAGAGGAGCCGGGCCACCGACGGAGACAAGGCGCAGCUGGAGAAGGAGCUGCUGCUGCUUCAGAGCACGCUGGAGUCGGAGCGAAGAAACUACAGCGAGGGAUCAGAGGAGAUGAGGGAACUGCAAGCGAGAUUGGCCGGACUGCAAGAAGACAACAAAAACUUGAAGAUCAAUCUUUCCAAAGUGGAGGGGGAACGCAAGCAAGCCCAGGAACGGAGCAACUACCUGGAGAAGGAAAAGAACAGUUUGGAGAUUGACCUGAACUACAAGCUGAAGACCCUGCAGCAGCGUCUGGAGCAGGAACAAACCGAGCACAGAGUGACGCGGGCGCAGCUCACAGACAAAUACGAAUCUAUUGAAGAAGCCAAAUCAGCUGCUAUGAUUGCCGUUCAGCAGAAGAUGUCGGAAGAGACCGGAGCAAGGAUAAGAGCAGAGGGCCGUGUGGUGGAGGUCGAGAAGCAGUGCUCCAUGUUGGAGUUCGACCUGAAGCAGUCUGUGCAGAAAAUGGAGCAGCUGAUGAAGCAAAAGGAGAGACUGGAAGAUGAGGUGAAAGGUUUGCACACACAUCUGGAUCAGGAGUCGAGUAAGCGCGUGGCGGCCCAGAACGACCUGAAGAGCCGCACGCAGGACGUGGACCGCCUGAGGUGUUCGGAGAAGCAGCUCAAGCAGGAGAUCAACACGGCGCUGGAGAAUAAACGCUCACUGGAGUUCCAGCUGGCUCAGCUGACCAAACAGUACAGAGGCAACGAAGGACAGAUGAGGGAACUUCAGGACCAGCUUGAAGCCGAACAGUAUUUUUCUACACUUUACAAAACUCAGGUUAGGGAGCUGAAAGAGGAGAUUGAGGAACGGAACCGGCAGGUACAGGACGCUCAGAAGAAGGUGCACGAUUUGAUAAGCGAAAGAGACUCGCUGUCUGCUCAGCUGGAUCUGACGGUGACCAAGGCCGAGUCUGAGCAGCUCGCUCGGGCUCUGCAGGAAGAGCAGUACUUUGAGCUCACCCAGGAGAACAAGAAAGCAACGGCUCGGCACAAGCAGGAGAUCGGUGAACGAGAGGCCACGAUUGCACAGCUUGAGGAAUCCAAUAAAACUUUGGCCAAAGACGUGGAGCACCUCAGCAAAGACAAUACGGAGUUGAGUGAGAAGCUUCGUCUUCAGGAGGAAGACUACCUCUCCCAGAAGGAAGAGAUCGUGGCUUCAGUCAAAGCCUCCUAUGAGAAGGUGCUCCAAACCGAACGCACGCUCAAGACUCAGGCGGUGAACAAGCUGGCUGAGAUCAUGAAUCGUAAAGACAUGAAGCUCGACCAGAAGAAGAAAGGUAGCACCGCAGAGCUGCGCAAGAAGGAGAAAGAGAACCGCAAGCUUCAGCAGGAGCUCAAUCAGGAGAAGGAGAAGUUUAACCACAUGGCCAUCAAGUACCAGAAGGAGGUCAACGAGAUGCAGGCGCAACUCGCAGAGGAAUCCACGUAUCGCAACGAGCUGCAGAUGCAGCUGGCCAGCAAGGAGAGCGACAUCGAGCAGCUGCGCGAGAAGCUGAGCGACUUGCAGCAGCGUGUGGAGAAUUCCAGCGUCACCAGCCUGCAGACGGAUGAAACAGACAGUAACACUGCAGAAUCCAGACUGGAGGGUUGGUUGUCCAUUCCUAAUCGUGCUAAUAUCAAGCGAUAUGGAUGGAAGAAACAGUAUGUUGUGGUGAGCAGUAAGAAGAUUCUGUUCUACAAUGAUGAGCAAGAUAAAGAACAGUCUAACCCCUCCAUGGUACUUGAUAUAGACAAACUGUUUCAUGUGAGACCAGUUACUCAAGGAGACGUGUACCGAGCCGAAACGGAAGAGAUUCCUCGGAUAUUCCAGAUUCUGUACGCCAACGAGGGAGAGUGCAGGAAGGAGGCGGACAUGGAGCCGGUCCCUCAGGGUGAAAAGACCAACUGUCUUGCGCACAAGGGUCACGAGUUCAUCCCCACACUAUAUCACUUCCCCUCUAACUGUGAGGCCUGCGCCAAGCCCCUGUGGCACGUGUUCAAGCCUCCUCCGGCUCUGGAGUGCCGCCGCUGCCAUGUGAAGUGCCACAGGGACCACCUCGACAAAAAGGAGGACGUCAUCGCUCCUUGCAAAGUGAACUACGACGUGACCUCUGCCCGGGACAUGCUGUUACUGGCUGUGACCCAAGAGGACCAAAAGAAAUGGAUUGGCCACCUGGGAAAGAAGAUUCCUAAGACUCCCCCAUCAACGUUUUCUAGAGUCUCGCCUCGUAGCAUGUCCACUCGCUCUGGACCCAACCAGUCCUUCCGCAAAAACCCUAAAAGCAAUACGGCAAAGCUGAGCAGAGCGCAGUCCAGCCUCCACGCAGCAGACACAACAUCAAGCACUUGUUGACAGGAACUUCUUCAGAGUGUUGAUGUUGUAUUUUAGAUGUUUCCCACUGACCUUCAAAUCUUUUUUUAUUUAUUAAUUGCGCUCCUGGAUCUUUUUUUUUUUUUUUUUUUUUAAAAC
Messenger RNA from Poecilia latipinna (sailfin molly), 5042 nucleotides. RefSeq names its product Rho-associated, coiled-coil containing protein kinase 1 (gene rock1). Gene Ontology annotation, biological process: cortical actin cytoskeleton organization; peptidyl-threonine phosphorylation; regulation of cell junction assembly. Gene Ontology annotation, cellular component: cytoplasm; cytoskeleton. The record is from RefSeq and is a predicted model, not a curated record. The transcript is spliced from 33 exons. Lineage: Eukaryota; Metazoa; Chordata; Actinopteri; Cyprinodontiformes; Poeciliidae. Bases 783 to 4925 code for a protein of 1380 amino acids. Gene Ontology annotation, molecular function: ATP binding; Rho-dependent protein serine/threonine kinase activity; small GTPase binding.